Brassica napus (rape) is the source of this 4794-nucleotide messenger RNA. RefSeq lists its product as uncharacterized. The record is from RefSeq and is a predicted model, not a curated record. The coding region runs from base 71 to 595 and encodes 174 amino acids. The transcript has 3 exons. NCBI's taxonomy places the organism in Eukaryota, Viridiplantae, Streptophyta, Magnoliopsida, Brassicales, Brassicaceae.
UCUUUUUAUCUCCGUCAACAAGAGAAAACAACAACAAAACGGGGAAAAAGCUUGCGUGCCCCUGGAUCUCAUGAAUCAAUCUCCUAUGGUUGGUUUCGCUUCUUGGUUUCAGAAUCCGCUGGUUUCCUAUCGUUUCUCCCUCAGCUCAGCUCCGGAACCCUCAGCUCCUCCUCCACUCACAGGUUCUCAAUCUUCGUCUGGGCCAGUCGAGUUGCAGGGUACAAUGAGCAAUCACGUGAGAUCAUUGCGCGGAAAGAAUCUGGCAGGUUGUGAUAUACCUGGUAGUCCAGAAGAGAGCUACAAGAUGAUGUAUAACUAUUUGUACAUGUUAGAGCAAGUGAAUCCGGGAACAAAGGCAUGUGUGAAAUUGGAUGAGGGAUCGAAAUUCAAGUACCUCUUUGUAGCCUUGGGAGCUUGCAUUGAAGAGUUUGCAGUUAUGAGAAAAGUGAUAGUUGUGGAUGUGACAUGGCUGAAGAACGGAUAUGGUGGUGUUCUAGUCUUCGCAAAAGCACAAGAUCCUAAUUGUCACGCUUAUCCACUUGCGUUUGCAAUAUUAGAUCGAGAGAAUGAUGAUAGUUGGACUUGGUUUUUUUAGAUGCUUAAAAGUGUUAUACCAGACUCUUCUGAACUGGUUUUCAUGAGUGACAGAAAUAGAAUCCUCAUCUCUGCUAUAGCAAACGUGUUUCCACAGGCUCACCAUGGUCAUUGUUUAUGGCAUUUGAAGGAAAAUGUGAAAGGGCAUGCUUGUAGCGUCAAAAAAGAUAUAGUCGGGCAUAGAUUCAUGGAAUUGGGCAGAUAUUACACGGAGGCUGACUUCAAAUCUGCUUACGAUUCAUUUAAGAUAAGCUAUCCUUCAGCCUACAAGUAUGUUGAGGAACAUACUGAAAAUGACAAAUGGGCAAGAGUUUUUUUUUUCCACGUGACAGGUACAACAUGGAUACAAGCAACAGUGUGGAAUCAAUGAAGAACAUGCUUAAAGAGGCAACGAGGUGGGACUUAAUACCAAUGCUGGAUUACAUCAUCGGGAAAAUCUCUGAUUGGUUCAAUCAAAAUCAGAAGGAUGCUGUUGCUGGAUCAAUUGAUAGCAAACUGGUGCCUCUGGUUGAGCUACGUGUGCGGGAGCUUGAUAGUUAUGAGUUUGAGUAUGAGAUCACCGACACUGAAGGAAAGAUGUUUUUGGCGAGCUUAGUUGGGAAAGGUUGUACUUGCAAGGUGUGGGAUUAUGAAAAGUUUCCUUGUCUGCACGGACUGGCUGCUUACAUAAAUUUCACUACAAACGUUGGCAGGCGCCUUCAUAUCCAUGAGCUGUGCUCAGAAUACUACUGGUCGGAACUGUGGGCAAUGGCAUAUUCCAAGACACUUUAUGUUGUGCCCGACAGGUCUUCUUGGAAUGUACCGGAUUACAUCAAGGAGGUGAAGAUCAUGCCUCCGGAUUGCAUCGCACGGGAGGGAAAGAAAAGAGUUAGAAGUUAGUUAUUUGGAUGUAGGAGUAAUGCAUUUAGCUCUGUUAUCUGUUUAUUUUGUGUUGUACGCUUCGGAAAACUGCGUAAAACUUGGUUAUCUACUUUAUUUUCUAAUGAGAUUAGUAUUAUCUAUAUCAAAACUCGGUUAUCAUAAUAUUAUCUAUAUCAAAUCUCGGUUGUGAUAGUUUUACAUUUGUUUUCUCUAAUAUAAUUUAUAAUUCUAACAAAACUCGGUCAUCACGUUUUUGAAAUUUUCUUCAAACUCGUGAUAUAUUCAUUAUGAAACCUUGUAAUUUUAAUCACACUUUUCAAUGAAGAACUUCUUACAAAGGAAUUUUUCGAGUUAUAUCAAUUACGCCUAUAUUAUUGUACAGAACAAUAUAACUUACAUUUUGAAGUACUAAAAUCGAAAGUAAAACUAAAAAAACAAAUUAAAAAAAUUAGUAACACUAAUUAAAUUAGAAACCAGCAAAAGUAGAACUAUGACCAAAUUUCGUAACACUAGUAUCCUAUGUAUAACUAAGAACAAAUAUUAGGAGGGGAAUGAAAAUUGUUUUGGCAACUAAACAAUAAAAAAAGGAAAAAAAAUUCUUUAUCUCCAAUCUCAUCACACAACAUCGACAGUACCUUCACUUUUUCUUAUCAGUCUCUCUCUCCUCCGAAACACACACACUCUCUCUCUCUCUCUAACUACACAACAACGAAAGUACCUUCACUCUGGAUCAUGGUUGUUGGUUGGAACUGGUAUUCAUUAUCUUCGGUAUAACUAAAACUUCGGUAUAACUAAAAACACACCAGUAUCUUCGGUAUAACUAAGAUCAAAUUUCUGGAGGGAAAUGAAAUUUUUUUUGCCGCUUAAACAUCUGUUUCAAAUAUCUUAUCCAAACACUUGUUCUCAUCUCAACCACACAACACAUCUCUCUCUCUUCCAAUUUCGUGAGUCAAACUGGGGUCCAAUUCCCGAAUCUACCGACCCCACCUAUUACAUCUCUCUUCUCUUCCCUCUUCUCUUCCCUUCUCUUCCCUUCACUUCUCUCUUGUCACCUUUCGAUCUCUUCCCUCCGUUCCUCUCCCUCCCUCUCUUCUCUUCUUCUCAGAUACAAAAAGUGAAGAUGGAACCACAAAAAAUGAAGAUGGAGAAAGUGAAAAUGGAAGUGGCUUCGGGAUCGUCGACGAGGAGGCGAAAUUCGGGUCGGAUAUUCUGUAUUUGUGGCUUCCCGGCGAGUAUAACACAAGGUUGGACUGACAGAAACCCAGGUCGACGCUUUUAUGGCUGUCCGCGUUUUCCCAAUGGAUGCAAUUACUUCUCUUGGUUUGAUGAAGAGGACGGUACAGCUUGGCAAAAACAAGCUUUGCUUGACGCCCGUGAUGAGAUCUGGGAGAAGGCUAGAGUGAUUGAGCAGUUAACUCAAGCCAUCUCAGAAAUGAAAAGCAAUUUCGAGAACAAAGAGACAGUGGAUGACGAAAAUGAAGAUGAGAUUGUUAGAAAGUUUGAAGAAUUCUAUCUUUAAAUGUUUUGGAUUGUCAGAACUUGUUUAAGUGUUUUGCAUUGUCGGAACUUAGAGCUUCAAUCCUAUUUGUUUUAUGUUUCUUUGCUUCGGCGGAUAGGCUUACAAGUCUUUAUUUUGUGGUUGUCUAAGACUUGUAAAAUUCCAAACUUUCGUUUCUUUAUUUUGUGGUUCACGAUAACAUGAAUUUGCAACAUCCCGAAAAUGAGUUUGAAAUUGAAAUUGUAACUGUAAUUGUAAUGGUAACAUCAAGAAAAUUAUAGUUUCAAACUUCUACUAACCGAGAAGCAUAGAGUUUUGCAAAACAAUCAGACAUGAAACAUCAACAAAACAGGAAACAACUCCGGCUUCCUUCACAAACGUAUGGGAACACCGUCGACAAUGAACCACACUUCUCUGAUUGCUUCGAUGGGCUCAAAAUGCUGCAAAUUACAUUUAGUUCUACGUUAGUUAUACCAGUAAUACCAAAUAGUUUUCCCAAAGUUACUAUAGUAUUCUCUAGUAUACCUACCUAUUACUAAUUUUACCAAAUUCUCAAUGUUUCACCGAGUGGUACUAGUAUUACGUAUAGUUAUACCAUAAUUUCCAGGUUCUACACAUCAUCACCAUAAUUCCUAUUUCUAGUUCACCAAGACCAAUUCAAACAAAACUAGGAUUCAAAAUCCAAUCCUAAUUUAGGAAUUCUCCUAUUUGUUACCUCGUCGGCGUCCUCCUCCUUCUCGUCCCCAUCUUUAACUCCUUCCACUACACUUUCCGAACCCUAAUCCUCAUGGACAUCAUCCUCAUUGUCAUUCUCCUCUCCAGAUGUAACUGCCACCGCAGCUCCAACGAGGACACUUAUCGGCUCCGAGAUUACACCAUCUGUCUCCGUCGCCGUUGCUUGUCCCCCUUGCGACCCCUCAUCCGGCAUCUCCAUCAUUUCUUUUAAUUCUAUCGAUUCUCACUCAAAUCGACUUCUUCGACCAAGAAAGGGAAGAGAGGAGAGAAAUAGAAUUAUUUUUUUCAACGGGAAUACGAUUUGAUUUCGUUAAAUCCCAAAUUAAAAUUAGGGUUUCAUUAACCCGGAAUGGGGAAUCGGUCUGGGUUUCCUUCGGUUUUCGUUUGGAUCGCAGUUUGAAUUAGAUCGGAUUGAAUUUCAGUACAACUAGGUAUAACUUGUAAAUAACUGAAUUUUCUUAUUGUUUAAUUUAAUGGUCUUUUACCUACUAUCCUAAUUAAAUAAAGAUAGAAAAUAUCCACGUUCUAUAACAUGGGUCCUUGGAAGAUUGAUUCAUGAGAUUCCUGCCCCUUCCCCCCCCCAACAAAACUAAGAACCAUCGUCUCAAUACAAUGCUUUAUCUACUAAAACAGCUGGUGCUUCUCAUCCAGAGCCGUUGAUAAAUAAGAUUAUUCGUCGAUGAACCCUGUGUCGAAGCGCGAAUCAUUUGCUAUCUCUCUCUCUCUCGGUCUCGCGAUGCCUCUCAGAUUCAAGCCAUCUCGCGUUGUGGGGCUUGUUGACCUUCACAAUCUGCUCUGAAUCUGGCUUAAGAAAUCGAUUCAACCUGAGACGAUGAUACAUGCUUAAGAGAAUCCGUUGUAGAAGCGUGAUAGUCAGUCUCCUCUUUGCAAUCGCAAUGCAGUGGUGGUGGUCGCAGUCGUAGCGGUGGUGGUCGCUGUUGCCGUCAGGUCCAAGCGAAGAAGCGGCGGUGAGGAUGGGUAGAAGAUAGACAAUUUUGUAUUAGGUUUAGGUUCUUUUUUUUUUAUUUGGUUUAGUUUUUUUUAGUAAACCAGAUGUAAUUUGUAAACCAAUUUUAGUUUAUAAACCAAAUUCUUGUUUUUAGUAA